This is a messenger RNA of Tarenaya hassleriana, 638 nucleotides long. Its product is annotated as agamous-like MADS-box protein AGL62. The annotation marks the transcript as partial. Gene Ontology annotation, biological process: positive regulation of transcription by RNA polymerase II. The record is from RefSeq and is a predicted model, not a curated record. Lineage: Eukaryota; Viridiplantae; Streptophyta; Magnoliopsida; Brassicales; Cleomaceae. The transcript has a single exon. Gene Ontology annotation, molecular function: RNA polymerase II cis-regulatory region sequence-specific DNA binding; protein dimerization activity; DNA-binding transcription factor activity, RNA polymerase II-specific.
CUGUAACCUUCAUCUCCGUCGAGAACCAUGGGAACGAAGAGAAAGAUUGCAAUGGCUAAGCGAGAAACGAAGUCGCAGAGAUCGGUAACGUUCAGCAAACGCCGUCUAGGGCUUUUCAAGAAAGCCGCCGAACUCUCCGCCAUCUCCGGUGCUCAAAUCGCGGUUUUAGCGACUCCUCCUUCCGGAAACCCCAACGCCGUCUACUCUGGUCCCUUCGGUCACUCCUACACUGACGCCGUCGUCGACGCCUUCCUCAGCGGCCGUAUUCCGACAGCGCAUAAUUUCUUGCCGGACAAGAAUCUUGGGUCUGGGUUUUUGUCGGAGAACUGCGAUGACGAACUCGGAAUCCUCAUCGAGAAACUAAUAAGCGAUCUCAAGAACAGUCCUGGGUCUGGGUUUUUGUCGGAGAACUGCGAUGACGACCUCUUAAUUCUCAUCGAGAAACUAAGCGAUCUGAAGAACAAUCCUGGGUCUAGGUUUUUGUCGGAGAACUGCGAUGAUCCUGACGAACUCAGAAUUCAAAUCGAGAAACUAAGCGAUCUGAAGGACUGUGUGGGUAUAAUUCAGCGGAAGAGAGAGGAACAGAUCGUUUCUUGCGGACAUAAUCUUGACAAAGACAGCAACGCAAAGUCUGCGCA